This is a messenger RNA of Neohortaea acidophila, 1677 nucleotides long. RefSeq names its product small GTP-binding protein. The record is from RefSeq and is a predicted model, not a curated record. Gene Ontology annotation, biological process: tRNA wobble uridine modification; tRNA methylation. Gene Ontology annotation, cellular component: cytoplasm; mitochondrion. NCBI's taxonomy places the organism in Eukaryota, Fungi, Ascomycota, Dothideomycetes, Mycosphaerellales, Teratosphaeriaceae. The coding region runs from base 1 to 1677 and encodes 558 amino acids. Gene Ontology annotation, molecular function: GTP binding; GTPase activity; protein binding. The transcript has 2 exons.
AUGAGAGCGGUUGCCGCGAGUAGAUUCUACUCGUCGCUGUCUACCGGGGAUGACUCCACCAUCUACGCUCUUUCCACAGCGCCCGGACGAGCAGCCAUAGCAAUCGUGCGAGUGUCUGGCCCAGCAUGUCUCGACAUCUACAAGGCGCUCUGUCCAGGGAAACCGGCUCCCAGGCCGAGAUAUGCUACUUUGAGGACCAUUUAUGAGCCAUUCAAUGCCGCGCACGACGAGAAUGUGCUCGACCCGAAUGCGCUCAUCUUCAACUAUCCCGCCCCUCGCACAGUCACGGGCGAAGACGUGUUGGAACUCCACAUCCACGGCGGCCCAGCGACCACGAAAGCAGUCCUAGCUGCGAUUCCUCGCUGCACCACCGCCUCGAAACGCACGCGGUAUGCGGAGCCGGGGGAGUUCACGCGCCGGGCCUUUAUGAACGACCGGCUCGAUUUGACGCAAGUCGAAGCACUCGGAGAUGUCCUUUCGGCGACUACGGAGCAGCAGCGACGAUUAUCGGUUCGGGGGACGACGGAUAGACUCGCAAAGUUAUACGAAGGCUGGAGACAGCACCUGUUGUAUGCGAGAGGGGAGUUGGAGGCUCUAAUCGAUUUCAGCGAGGACCAGCAUUUUGACGAAAGUCCCGCGGAGUUGUGCGCUUCUGUCUCCGAGCAGGUUUUGGGGCUGCGUCGGAUGGUGUUGGCGCACAGCCACAAUGCCAUGAAGGGCGAGCUGCUGCGACAUGGCAUUAGCAUUGCUUUGCUUGGAGCGCCGAAUGCGGGGAAGAGUUCGUUGUUGAACUGCGUUAUUGGGCGAGAGGCGGCCAUUGUGAGUCAGGAGGCAGGGACUACGAGAGAUGUGAUUGAGGUUGGUCUGGAUCUUGGUGGAUACUUCUGCCGCUUGGGUGAUACUGCUGGGUUGCGAAAGCAUCAACAGGGACAUGGGGCAGGCAACGUUCAACCUAAGGAUCUCAUCGGCCAAAUCGAGGAAGAAGGAAUGAGGCGCACCAAAGCACGUGCUUCCGAAAGCGACGUCGUGAUUGUCGUGUUGAGUUUCGAGACAAAUGCAGCAGCAGCUCAAUUACGACUGGACCCAGAAGUGGUUUCAACCGCAUCUGAGCUCGUCCGAAGCAAAGACAACGUCGUCGUCGUAAUCAACAAAUCUGACCUGGCCACCAACCCUCAACAACUCGAACAAGCCAUCCAGACCACGAUGAGCGCGUUACCUGGAAUCACAGCAGACCGCAUCCACAUCAUCUCCUGCAAAGAAGCCGAGAACCCGCGCUCGUCCAAGUCCACUGCGCCAUCCAACAACAGCGGCAUCCAACCCUUCCUCCAAGGCCUCAUCAACUUCUUCGCCUCCCUGACAUCCCCAACAACCCCAGACGUCCCCGGCGCAGCCGAAGACCCUUCAAUGUGGCAAGACUCCCUGGGCGCAAGCGAGCGACACCGCUUACUGCUUGUGGACUGUGCCGAUCAUCUCGAGGCAUUUCUGUUGGCGGUAGAUCCGGCGUUGGAAAGCGUCGACGGCGGCGUUGAAGACCACGGAGACGCUGAUAUCGUGGUGGCUGCGGAGCAUCUACGAGCCGCGGCUGAUUGCUUGGCGAGGAUUACGGGCAAGGGCGAAGCGGGCGAUGUGGAGGAGGUACUUGGGGUGGUAUUUGAGAAGUUUUGCGUGGGGAAGUGA